Molecule: messenger RNA, 1209 nt
Organism: Ceratosolen solmsi marchali
Lineage: Eukaryota; Metazoa; Arthropoda; Insecta; Hymenoptera; Agaonidae
Product: venom acid phosphatase Acph-1-like
Exons: 6
Coding region: 1-1209 (402 amino acids)
Biological process (GO): dephosphorylation
Molecular function (GO): phosphatase activity
Source: RefSeq, a predicted model, not a curated record
AUGUUUGGAAGUGAUGUAAUAGAUAAAAAAGUUUGGCAUUUUCAAUUAUCAGUCAACAAACUUUAUGUUCCUGAUUGUAAUUCCUCAUCAACUCUACUAACAGUUCCUAAAAAUUUUACAUACGAAUAUUUUCUAAAAAAUGCCGUGGAUUUGCCGAAUACUGCUAAAAUGCAAUUAUUUAAUCUUGGAACUUACUUGAGAAAAACAUACGACGCCUUCUUAGGCUCAUUAUUGUUAGGAGAUACAAUGGAAAUGCGUACGACGGAAUUUUCUGUGUCAAUUAUUGCCGGAGAGUUGAUAAAUGCUGGAUUAUGGCCGCCUGUAGAAUCACAAAUAUGGAAAGAAGAUUUGCUUUGGCAGCCUAUACCUUUCAUUUACGAUGCAGCAGAAGAUGACACCUUAUUAUUGGGUACGCUUUGUCCUAAUUUUGAGUAUGAAACAAAUAAGGUUUUAAUGGAACAUAAAUUAACAAUGGCGCAAACAAAACUUUUAAAUUACCUAAAUAACGAAGGUAAAGUAAAAAUUACAAAUCCCAUUGAAGUUGCUCUCUUAUAUUUUUCUAUUGAAAAUAGUAACGAAUUGAAUCAAAGACAACCGGAUUGGCUGAUGAAAGUUUUUCCCAGUGAAAAUAUGCUAAAUCUCACUUUAACAGCUUAUGAUUUGCUGAGUAAAACAAUCGUACAAAAACGGUUAAACGGUGGUUCGAUUAUUAAAACGAUAAUAAAACAUUCUAAGGAUAAAAUUAACGGAAUUUUGAGCAGUGAUCGUAAAAUAAAUAUUUACAGUGGCGAUGAUCGUAAUUUAGCAGGAGUUUUAAAAGUUUUAAAAAUCCCAUUCUAUGAAAUUCCACACGUAGGUGGAGCCUUAAUUUUCGAACUCUUUGUCGAGGAAAACAAGUAUUUUAUAAAGAUUAAUUAUUAUACUGGAAUAAACAAUGAAGCAAUUCCUUAUACUCUAGAUGGGUGUGAUUUAUUCUGUCCCAUUGAAAAGUUUUCUGAACUCGUUGCAGACAUUUUAGUUGAAGAUAAAGAAUCUCCUUGUAGUUCAAUGAUGAAAAUGACAGAUAAAGAGAACAUUGCAUCUUACGGAGCCUCUGCAGCUGUUUCUCUCACUUCGCAAACAUUAUUCAUUGCUUUUUCUUUAAUUUCAUAUCAUGUUAUUAUCAAUAUCUUAUAUCAAUAUCGAAAUAGUAAAUUCAUAGCAACUUAA